CAAUGCUGCUUCUUUCAUGCCAUCCAAACCCAAAAAAGAGUCACAUUUUGGAGAAAAAAUGGCAAUGCAGCUCAAUAGGCACUUGGGAUUAUUGUUUCUCAUCUUCUACUUUGUGGGGUUUCUUUCUUUUCCAGUGGAAGCAGCCUUGAAGAAGUAUCAGUUUGACAUUAGGGUCAAGAAUGUGAGGAAGCUAUGCCAUUCAAAGCCAAUUGUGACUGUAAAUGGAAGAGAGGAACAUGCACAAAUUCUAUGGUUGAGGGCUACUGUUUAUGGUGCCAUUGUUAUUCUUCCAAAGGAAGGGACUCCAUUUCUAUUUCCUCGACCUCAUCGAUCAACUAAGAUCAUCCUAGAAGAAUGGUCGAAUUCAGAUGUUGAAACGAUUGUAAACCAGGCCAACAGGUUGGAAGUACCACCACCAACUUCUGAUGCACAUACCAUCAAUGGCAGACCAGGGUCACUCUUCCCGUGCUCUCAGAAAGAUACUUUUACUAUGGAAGUGGAGUCAGGAAAAACGUACCUCCUGAGGAUCAUCAAUGCUGCACUCAACGACCAGGUGUUCUUCACCAUCACCGGUCAGACAACAAACGUUCUAGUUAAAGCAGAUCAAGCUCCAGGGUGGUAUUUCAUGGCGGCAAGGCCUUUCAUGGAUGCACCAGUUCCGUGGAUAACAAGACAGUCACAGCCUUUCUACAGUACAAGGGAAUGCCCAACACAGUUCUAGCAUCAUCCUUGCCCACAUUUCCUGCUCCGAACAACACCAAGUUUGCCUUGAAUUAUAACAGUAAUGUCAAGUUUUGUGAAAGAUUUUUAAUAUUUAUUCAUCGUGAGUGACAGAUACAAUAUAUACAAGUCUGAAUGUGAAGCAGUUACAUAGUUUGCAAAUAAAAGGAGAAAAUCAAG
Molecule: messenger RNA, 900 nt
Organism: Rubroshorea leprosula
Lineage: Eukaryota; Viridiplantae; Streptophyta; Magnoliopsida; Malvales; Dipterocarpaceae
Source: the annotation of a GenBank genome assembly